CAAUUUUUUUGGCACGUCACAGCCGCGUCAUCAUGUCUCCGUGUCUGCUUUUAUCGCUUGGGAUUUAAUUUAUUCGGCAUUAUCACAUCUUAUCGAAACGUUUUUAUGUGGACUGUAAAGUUAAGACUGUUAAGAAAAUAAAAUUUAAGAUGGAGUUGUUAAGGCAGAUGUCCCAUACACAGUUCCUGUUUCCCGCAGCAGCUGUGGCAGUUGUUCUAGUGUGCGCUGCUCUUGUAUUUAUAUUCGGUUUCCACACGGCCGAGCAGCCGCAGUUCGAUAAGUUACCACUGGUUGUCGAUGACAAGAAGUCCACCAACAAGAAAAGGAAAACCAAGGAAAAGAAAACUUCUCCUAACCGUGUGUCAAAUGAUGAUGCGAAAUCAAAGAGUGAAACUGCCAAGAAGUCACCAGCAAAGGAGAAAAAGGAAGAGAAAGUAAAAGAUGUUGAAAAGCCCAAGCCCAAGGAGAAGGUUGAGGUUAAAGUUGUUAAAAAGGAAGCCCCUGCUGAAGCUAGAAAAGGAAAGAAGAAGGCUGCAGUUGAGACUGAGAAGCCGGCUGAUUUUGAUGACGGCCUGUGGGAAGAGGUGCCAAAAAAGAGUGAUAAGAAAAAAGUGAAAGGCCCUGAAGAGAAAGAAAAGAAGGAAAGCCCUUCUAAGAAGAAUAAGAAGAAAGUGAAAGAAGCAGAUGUUGAUGUCACCCAGCCGGAACAGAAAGAAACAACUGUUGAGACCAUCAAGGUGUUGAGCGCAGAGGGCCCGGAUGUUGAUGAGGACUCGGCUAGAGCUUUGCAGGCUCAAGUUGAAGAGCUACAAAGAGUCCUUAAGGAGGCUGAAUUGCGUGACCAGGGCCUGUUGGGCACCACAGAUGAAGAUGAAACCACAGAGAAUGAACUGACUGAAGUCAAGGAUCUCAGAAGCAACAAGAAGAUGGAAAAUAAAGAGAAGCAGAACAAGAAGAAGGCUAGUGAGGCAAGUGCUGUAGCUAAAGCUGCAAAGGCUGAAGAGAUGGAGAGCCCUGAUACCUCAGAGAAACAAGAAGACAAACCGGCCGGCCCAGUGUUUGACGAGCUUGGAGAUACUUGGACAGACGCUAAAGUAGCUAAAAAGGGCAAAAAGAAGGCUCGCAAAGAGUGAAGUGUUACAGGGUCUGGGGGCGCUGCCCCUCGCUAGCUCAAUGCAAUCACAUCACUCGUAAAACUACAAAAUGCGAACACAGAUGACAGAGUUGCCAAAUACCCUCUUUGGUCCAUACUUCAAAAACGAUAUGCGGAUGCUUGUUAUGUAUUUGCAAAGUGAUCAAAUCUUCAGGGCUGCCUUUGAGACAUUUGUCGAUUUCCUUUGAAUCACUUUCCUUUAACACUUUUCACAAAUAAAUGUAUAUUUGCAAAAUUUAUUUGACACAGUUAAUAAUGUACGCUGACAUCAUCAUAAUUUGUUCACAUAAUAUAGAUAUGACAUGAUUGAUUAAUAAUUCUAAAAGAUUUAAUAAAGCAUAUGAGUUGUAGUUAUAGCCUUUUUGUGAUUAAUUAUGCAAUAUCUAGAAAGCAAUAUUUAUUAAUAUAAAUUAAAUACAGUCUGUGUUGAUGUUUAUAUCUUGUUAAAAAUACUAAGGAUAAUAAUAAAGGAAUGUUUUAAUUAAUUUGUCGGGCCUAAUUCAUCUAUGUGUGCUAUUUUUCUCUAUAUUAAGCGGACUGCAAUUCUAAAAUUUAUUCAAUAUAUUAUUAUUAAUGAUUAAUUAAUAAUUAAUUAUUAUUAUUGUUAUGACAUGAUACUUAAAUUUAGCUAGUAAUGAAUAUUACAAUCAGAUGAAAAAUAUUUUUAUUGAUAAUAAUUCUAUAAUAUUAUGAUUGUGAAUGUGACAUUUCAAUUGUAGUUUUAUUUAUGGUGUGAAUUUGUUUAUAAAUAUUAAGUUUUUGAAACUAUGUCUGUUCUUACACAUACUUACGUCCAUGUUUUAGUUGCAUAUUUUAUGUUAUGACUUGUUUUUUCGUAAUAAUUUAAUUAUUGUUUUUCAUUGAAGCAUAAUAGAAUUUGUUUUUAUAUGUUUAAAGAGUCAUAUUUUUUACUCGGAAUCUGCAAUACUUUUUCGGUGUUCUUACUGUACAGGGUCGGUAUUGUGUGGACGGCUAUUUUCCUGAGUUUUCAGGAAUAUAUGUAAAUGUGUGUAUCAACUGCGAUAUGUGUAGGGUCCCUAACAUAGCAUUUAUGUAGUAUAAACUAAUAAAUCUUCAUAAUAAUAAUAUUAGAACUUCUGGUGCUUGUAGUGUUAAGUGUCUUGACUCCAUUCCAUUUGUGUGUAUUUUGUCCUUUACUAACGUAUUUAAAAUUCCAUUAUAUUUACUUUCAUUAAUUGUGUUGUAUUACAGCAAAUUUGUAGACCAUGAAUUGAACCAUAGACUAAAUUAAAGUUUUUAGUUAUUGGGAAUAAACAACUAAUGCGGAUUUUCCGUCCAUAUUAUCUAUGUUUCCUUAGAAAGCUACUCGUUUUUUAUUUGUAUGUUUUAAAAAACCCACUCGGUCCUGUAAUUACAUGCUACAAAUCACUUAUAAGAAUUUCAGUAGGCACGCUCGAUAAGUAGGUGUAACAAAAAAGACAAAUUGAGAUUAUAAUAUUUAACAAAUGUAUGUAACAAAUAUAAUUCAUAUACUUACAGAAAUAUUUUGUAUACUGCCUUAAUGUGCCUGUCUUGCCUCUGGCAAGGCCGAGGCAGUAAACUUUUUUUAUAACUUCGAUGUGGAAGGUAAUAGGUGCAGUUUGAGCAAGUAUUUUCACAGGACCAUACAUACCGUUGUUAUUGGUCAAAUGUACCGAAACAUCAAUGUUUUAUUGCAGAUUCCUAACUAGUGUAAUUAGGUUUAAGUAUAAUAUAUUAAGUCCUCGAAAUAUUCAAAUUUGUGAAUUGAACACUAUUUUGAAUUUUAAACCGUUCGGAAAAUAAUAUUAUUACAAAUAAUAAUAGUAUAGGACCGACAACAUCGAUAUCAAUAGUUACGUUUCGAAUUCUUGAAGUUAUAAUAUGGGUACGUCGGCUGUGUAUGGUUUUACCAUUUCUAUAGUCGAAGGCAUGACAUGAUAAUCUAAUAAUGUAGCGCAAUCUAAAAGAUCUUGGCCCAGUUUUUUUUUUUAUUUGUUCUUUAUAGUUUUUAUACUUUCGUUCUUUAUCUUGUGAUAUCGUUACGUGUCAGAGGAUAAUUUGUAUUACUAUGCAAUAGUAAAGUUAUCUUGAGAUUUCUGUUGUAAUUGCAAAAUUCCUCUGAAUGUCUCGUAUGUCGUGGUUGUGAUUUGUGACCACUGGACAAUUGUACAUUGUUAUGUAUUUCUAUCGGGGAGUUUAUUGUAAUUUGAAGAAAUUUGUAGAUUUUAUAUUUUUCGUUUGUUUCUGUUUCUUUGAAAUUGUGCUCAGAUUUUUAUUACUUUACAUUGUACUUAGGGCCUAAAAUUUACAUUAAAAUGUAUAGAAACUCUGGUUAAUGUAGCGAGUUUUCAUUAACAAGUGCAUUAUAUCAUUGGUACGUUAGAUUUAAAGAUAUAUUUUUUGGCUUGGUAUACAUAGUUUUAUAAAAAAUUGUUCGCGGCGUUGUCGGCCGCGGAUAGAUGGAUUUAUCAUUAAUAUAAAUACUUCGUAUCUUCAGAGUGUUGUCUAUAGGCUCUCAAAGUAUAAUGAAUGUGUAAUAUAAAUAUUUUUUUAAAAUCAAUAAAGAGUGAUAUUAAUAA
Messenger RNA from Bicyclus anynana (squinting bush brown), 3714 nucleotides. RefSeq names its product translation initiation factor IF-2. The record is from RefSeq and is a predicted model, not a curated record. Lineage: Eukaryota; Metazoa; Arthropoda; Insecta; Lepidoptera; Nymphalidae. The coding region runs from base 150 to 1133 and encodes 327 amino acids. The transcript is spliced from 5 exons.